UCUCGUGUGUCGAAGGUCCUCCAAAGUGAGGCCCGGCACUGAAGGCAAGUCUGUCAAGCGGUGUGGCGGCGGUUACGGCCGCGAAUUAGCUCAGGCCUAGUGUACGGGUACUCGUCCACUCCUUCUUGCAGUUAUCCUCUUUCUUCUCCCACGGCGCCUCCGGGAGGCCUUGGCUCCCUGAGCGCCCAAGCGAGUGUCUGUCGGCAGGUUCGCAGAGGGCCAUGGAGGUGCGGCCGCCGGCGCCCCGGAGCUUCCUCUGCAGGGCGCUGAGUCCUUUCCCUCGGGUCUUUGCUGCCGAAGCUGUGGCCGCCGAUCCCAAGGCUCUUGUGGAAGACCAGAAGCUGCCUUCCCACGUCCCAGAACCCCAAUACCCGGAAUCCGGAUGGGACCGCCUCCGAGAGCUGUUUGUCAAAGAUGAACAGCAGAGAACGUCAAAAGAACUUCAGGAUAUUUACAAGGCGGCAAUUUCAGCAGGCAUCAUUGGCUGGGCAUAUGGGGGUAUACCAGCUUUUAUUCAUGCUAAACAGCACUAUAUUGAGCAGAGCCAAGCAGAAAUUUACCACAACCAGCUUGAUGCAGUGCAAUCUGCACAUCGUGCUGCCACACGAGGCUUCAUCCGGUACGGCUGGCGCUGGAGUUGGAGAACGGCCAUGUUUGUAACUAUAUUCAAUACAGUGAACACUGGUCUAAAUGUGUACCGAAAUAAAAAUGCCCUAAGCCAUUUUGUCAUUGCAGGAGCUAUCACUGGAAGUCUUUUUAGAAUAAACUUAGGCCUGCAUGGCUUGGUAGCUGGUGGCAUAAUUGGAGCCUUGCUGGGCACUCCUAUAGGAAGCCUGUUGAUGGCACUUCAGAAGUACUGUGGUGAGACAGUUCAGGAGAGAAAACAGAAGGAUCGAAAAGCACUCCAGGAGCUGAAACUGGAAGAGCGGAAAACCAGACUACACUUUACUGAGCUCCUCCCUGAAGAAAUUGAAAGUAAUUUACAGAAAAAUCGAUCCAAGGACGAUGCUAAGAAAAUUGAAGCACUGCUAAAUCUUCCUAGAAACCCUUCGUCAGCAGGUAAACAAAACAAAGACUGAACAUGCUCUGGACUUAAAACUCAUUGGAGAGUUGAAAGGAGCUGUGUCGCCAUGUCCAUUGAAUGCCAGUUGAUCGGACUGCUGACAGAUGUAAGCACUGGCAUCUGUAGUGGCAGUGACUUGCUCUUACUUUUUUUUUUAACCAAGAAUUGGGCUAUUGUACUCUUACUUUACUCAUCCUUAAAUUUAAGUACAUACUUGUAUCUACAUUGAUCUAUAUAUAUUUUUUUUUUUUUUUUUAAUAGCUACUUUAUUUAUUUAUUUUAUUUUAUUUUUGGCUGUGUUGGGUCUUCGGUUCAUGCGAGGGCUUUCUCUAGUUGAGGCAAGUGGGGGCCACUCUUCAUCGCGGUGCAGGGACCGCUCUUCAUCGCGGUGCGCGGGCCUUUCACUAUCGCGGCCCCUCCCGUCGCGGGGCACAGACUCCAGACGCGCAGGCUCAGUAGUUGUGGCUCACGGGCCCAGCUGCUCCGUGGCAUGUGGGAUCUUCCCAGACCAGGGCUCGAACCCGUGUCCCCUGCAUUAGCAGGCAGAUUCUCAACCACUGCGCCACCAGGGAAGCCCUACAUUGAUCUAUAUAUUUGACAUUAUAUCUAUAUUGAUUGAUCAAUAUAGAUUUCUUUUCCCUGGAUUAUACAAUAGUAAAUUAAGAUUUCCCAAAAGAUUAAAGUUGAAUUGUACAGGUUGUAAAUUUAUUCUUGUAGCCCUUUAAAAGAGUACUGCAGGGAUCACUAGGAGAAGGAGAGGAAGGAACCAGGUAAGGCAGAUGGUCUGUGAAACCCUUGUGCCCUUGAGUCCUAGAAACAGUAAGGACCUAAAUGUGUAGUCGUGUUUGGUUCUGUCUUAAUAAAAAUCAAAGAUGGUU
This is a messenger RNA of Balaenoptera ricei (Rice's whale), 1941 nucleotides long. It is a transcript of the gene TIMMDC1, whose product is annotated as translocase of inner mitochondrial membrane domain containing 1. Bases 222 to 1079 code for a protein of 285 amino acids. The transcript has 7 exons. Gene Ontology annotation, cellular component: mitochondrion. The record is from RefSeq and is a predicted model, not a curated record. Lineage: Eukaryota; Metazoa; Chordata; Mammalia; Artiodactyla; Balaenopteridae.